CCCCUUUUUCCGUGGAUCAACAUGAAUUAAAUAAUAAAUGCACCAAUAUAUCUCCUAUCUCUACCACUAAAGUACAAACCAGACAUCUAUCCCCCCUACUUUUCUUGAUCAAACCAUCACAAUUUUGGUUCCAAAUAGUUCAAAAAAACACACACACCAACACCAAAACACACACACAAAUUUCUCACCUUUUGCCGCCAUCAAACCAUGUUCAUCUACACUCUCCUACUAUUCACCUUCCCAACAAUCCCAAACCCAUAAACACAAAACCAUGAAUCACACAAAACCAUUAUGUCUUCAAACAUUAAACCAAUGGAAAACAACAAAAGAUCUUUCUUUGCUGUUUUAACCAUUCUUUUAAUUUUGUUAAUUUCUUUCAAUGGAGCUUCUAUCUUCUCCAUUAAUAUACCCUUCCCGGAAAAUGUCGCCGGAGAUUCAAGAAACUUGCUGACGUCAUCGUUGGCAAACUUGAUGUAUGCAGUUGAAGAUGAAAACCCAUCUGUAAUUUCAAAUACCCAGAUGAACUUACAUGAAAAAGAUGAAAACCCAUCUGUAAUUUUAAAUACCCAGAUGAAAUUACAUGAAAAGACCGUCGCCGGCGCCGGAGAUUCUUCAAGAUUCAUCGCCGGAGAAGCUCCGCCGGUGAUUUCAAAUACCCAUUUGCCCCUUUUGCGUAUAUCACACAGUUUGCAUCUUAAAAAAGAAAACCCAUUUGUAAAUUCGAAUACCCAGUUGAAAUCACUUGAAAACACGGCCGCCGGUGCCGGAGAUUCCACAAGGUUCUUCGCCGGAGAAGCUCCGCCGGUGAUUUUGAAUACCCAUUUGCCCCUUUUGCGAAAAUCACACAGCUUUCCUCUGGAAUCUGAAGAUUUUCCGGUAAAAAAUAAAAAAAUCUUGGAGGUGUUGACUUUUAUGGAGUCUUCUGACCAACUCCGGCGAGGUGAAUUCCGGUCGAAAGUGAAGAACUUUUUCAGCAAGAAUGAAUCUUUUUCAUGUAAAGUUCGUUUCUUUAUGACUUGGAUAUCAUCAUUAAACACCUUUAGUGAAAAAGAGUUUCACUCAAUAGAGACAUUAUUCAGCACACACCCAAAAGGGUGUCUACUAAUUGUGUCAAACUCAAUGGAUUCAAAUAAAGGAAGACAAAUUCUAAAACCCUUUUCGGAAAAAGGGUUUAGAGUAACCGCGAUUUCGCCUGAUUUAAAGUACUUGUUCAAGAACACAAUGGCAGAACCUUGGUUCAUGAAGUUAACCAAAGGUGAUCUUGAUGUUGGUUAUGUCCCAUUAGGCCAAAAUUUAUCGAAUUUGCUUCGGCUUUGUUUGUUGUAUAAGUUUGGUGGUGUGUAUAUGGAUACUGAUGUUAUGGUGUUGAAAAGCUUCUCUAAGUUGAAGAAUUCAAUAGGUGCACAAACAUUGGAUUUGGGUUCAAAGAAUUGGAGCCGGUUGAAUAAUGCAGUCAUGGUGUUUGAUAAAAUGCAUCCGUUAGUUUACAAGUUUAUUGAAGAAUUUGCAUUAACUUUCAAUGGUAACAAAUGGGGUCACAAUGGUCCUUAUUUGGUUUCAAGGGUAGUUUCAAGGCUUGAAAAUAGACCGGGUUACAACUUUACUAUUCUACCCCCAAUGGCAUUUUAUCCUGUGAAUUGGAAUAGGGUUAGGAAUCUCUUUCGUGGGGCGAAAAAUGAGACCGAUGCCAAAUGGUUAAGGGGUAAACUUAGGCAGAUUCGUAGCCAGAGUUAUGCGGUUCAUCUUUGGAAUAAGCAAAGUCGAAGGCUUCGUAUUGAAGAAGGAAGCAUUGUGGGAAAGAUCUUGUCAAACCAUUGUGUUUUCUGCAAUUCGUCGUUGGAUAGCAUUGUACGUAUAGAAUAGAAUAGAACUCGAAAAUGAUUUAGUCUUUUGUUAUACAUGUGGUUAUGAAUCAACUUAAUUCGUUCCACAUUUAGAUUACAAUAGAUAUUUCAUGAAAGAAAAGAAAAAGAAAUAUUUCAAACAAAGAUUCAAGUGUUUGGAGUUGUGAAUUGUGAUUUGGCUUGAUUAUGUUGGUGUGAUUAUAUAAUCAGAAGUGAAGUUUUCUAAGCA
Molecule: messenger RNA, 2073 nt
Organism: Helianthus annuus (common sunflower)
Lineage: Eukaryota; Viridiplantae; Streptophyta; Magnoliopsida; Asterales; Asteraceae
Exons: 1
Coding region: 292-1863 (523 amino acids)
Source: RefSeq, a predicted model, not a curated record